Messenger RNA from Pteronotus mesoamericanus, 5298 nucleotides. RefSeq names its product membrane associated ring-CH-type finger 8 (gene MARCHF8). The record is from RefSeq and is a predicted model, not a curated record. Gene Ontology annotation, biological process: immune response; antigen processing and presentation of peptide antigen via MHC class II; protein polyubiquitination. Gene Ontology annotation, molecular function: ubiquitin protein ligase activity; MHC protein binding; zinc ion binding. The transcript is spliced from 8 exons. Gene Ontology annotation, cellular component: cytoplasm; lysosome; early endosome membrane. Bases 207 to 1922 code for a protein of 571 amino acids. NCBI's taxonomy places the organism in Eukaryota, Metazoa, Chordata, Mammalia, Chiroptera, Mormoopidae.
GUCUGCGUCCCCCGGUAGACCGGUGUAAACAGGUCCGGGGCCUCAGAGCAGUGGCCUGGCUGCGCAGGCGUUCCCGCUUGCUCCAGGUGGCCCCUGCGGCCUGGCCACGAGCACGGCGCGCACCUGAGCUUUAAGUCCAUGGCCCAAAAUGACUCUCCCACUGGAGACUCUCUUCUGUAAAGACGACAAGGAGACAGGAGGCUGUGAUGAGCAUGCCACUGCAUCAGGUCUCUGCCAUUCCAUCCCAGGAUGCCACCUCUGCUAGAGUCUAUAGAAGUAAGACCAAAGAAAAGGAGAGGGAAGAGCAGAAUGAGAAGACUUUGGGACAUUCCAUGAGUCAUUCAAGUUGCAUUUCUAAGGCUGGGGGUCCUCCGCUGGUGUCGGCUCCAGUGUCUGCCUUCUCUCGCACUUCUGUCACACCUUCCAAUCAGGAUAUCUGCAGUUCCAGUGCAGUGUUUUCUGAGUGUUGUCACCACAGUCCCAUGCAGUCCGCUGUUGUCUUGAAAGCUCCUCAGUGCCAGAGUUCUCUGACACAAGGGCUCACUGUGACAGUUAUCUGUAAAGACACAUUACAGGCAUCAAAGAGAAAUUCCGGUGGUUCAGAAUGGGUCCAGGCCUGGAAGCCUGCUAAGAAUACCAAAGCCAGAAGAACACUAAAGUUCUCAAAAUCCUUAAAUGAUGUGGGUGAGAAGGCCCAGGACCCUUUGGAAAAUUUUGACUAUGCAGAAAGAACUUGCUCUGAAGGGAAAUUGAUACUCUCUCAAGAUCCAUAUCUCAGAAUUAACAGAUUCCAUCAUAAACAAAAAAGAACUCUGAAUUGCAAAUCUCUUGACCAUUCCAAACAUUCUUGUGUUUCAUCCCUAUUUGCCAAUAAUUCAACUGCCUCAGAGGUGCAAGGUGGCAAGGGGGGCAGACAUGUCCCCCUUUUGGAAGAGAAAGCAGAUUGUGAGGCUGUUUCCAGAAGCCAGAGACUGCUCAGGUAUCUGUUCUCCCUCUCGCAUGGCUCAAGUGCCAACAGCCUGCAUAGGUUCCACGAGCUGGAGAGCUGUGCUGCUCACCUGUGCUCUGCCAAGUCCUCCAGCGGGCUGGCAGGGAGCACUGGCUUCUGCUCCGACGAAAUGGGAGAUGAUGACGUCUUUGAGGACAACACAUCCACAAAAUCGAAGAGCAAGGUCCUGCGGGCACCCCUCUGCUCAAUGGAGAAGGAUAGUGACCUGGAUUAUUAUUCUCCUCUCUCUGAACAAUGCCCCCCUCUCUCUCCUGUGUCCACAUCAGGGGAUGCCUGCAGGAUCUGUCACUGUGAAGGGGAUGACGAGAGCCCUUUGAUCACACCCUGCCACUGCACAGGGAGCCUGCACUUCGUGCACCAGACCUGCCUGCAGCAUUGGAUCAAGAGCUCUGACACACGCUGCUGCGAGCUCUGCAAGUACGAGUUCAUCAUGGAGACCAAGCUGAAGCCUUUGAGAAAAUGGGAGAAGUUGCAGAUGACAGCCAGCGAGCGCAGGAAGAUCAUGUGUUCAGUGACAUUCCAUGUCAUCGCCAUCACCUGUGUGGUCUGGUCCUUAUAUGUGCUCAUUGACCGCACUGCUGAGGAAAUCAAGCAGGGACAGGCAACAGGAAUCUUAGAGUGGCCCUUUUGGACUAAAUUGGUGGUGGUGGCCAUUGGCUUUACUGGCGGACUCCUUUUUAUGUACGUUCAGUGCAAAGUGUAUGUGCAAUUGUGGAAGAGACUCAAGGCUUAUAACAGAGUCAUCUAUGUUCAGAACUGUCCAGACACAAGCAAAAAGAAUAUUUUUGAAAAACCUGCGCUCACAGAGCCCAACUUUGAAAAUAAAGAUGGACAUGGAAUCUGUCAUUCCGACACAAACUCUUCUUGUUGCACAGACUCUGAAGGCACUGGAGCAGAAAUCGUUCACAUCUGAAUGUGUGGAGGGUAUGGUUUUCCUGGACAUCCAUGAACAGCUGACAGAAAUUGUUUACUUCCAGUUGUGUACCUUUUCUUACAUGCUUUAAUAGCACGGACUGGACAGGUGACUAUUUUUAAUGAUUUCUCUUUCUCUAAACCCCCCUCAUGGAAUCUCCUGGAAAGCUCUCACAUCGGCUGGACAUGCCUGGAAAUGCACUUCUACCUGCACAUCAAUGGGAAGGGAAGGUGGGAGACUCAGGACACCAUGACAGGGAGCUGGCCCAUGGUCUUGAGCACAAUGAGAGGUAAAAUGUCGAACCUGAGGGAAGAACAGGAGCAGGGUGGCACCCGGGCCCUGAUGUACAACUCUUCCAGUUCCCACCCUGGGACAAUGUGUCUGGGAAAGCCUAGCCCUGGGGCGAGGACUCCCUCCUCACUAAGGAGAGCCCGGGGCGGUGAGCACCCUCUGCCAGUGCUGCCGCUGUCAGUUCUCUCGAGCAGAUGGGCCAUGGUGCUCUGUCACGGUGGCAAGGGAUUUCACUAAGCAAACAGCACUUUACAAAAAAAGACUCUUUAUUUUAUUAUGUGUCCAGAAAGGUUGGAAUUUAAAAGAAUGUCUCGUAUAGAAACCUCCUCUUCAUGACCCCGAUUAUCUCUUUUAUGUUGUAACAGAUCUAAAACCCUGUUGCCUUUGACAUUCUAAGAACUGUGACACCUAGUCUGUGUCCAUUAAAGAGGCUUGUGACUAUAAAGCAGGACAAACCGGUCUGAUGCUUUCCCAUAAAAUUUCAUGGCAAUUAAUGGAUUGUAAAUGGCAAUUCCUACUAUUUCAAGCCUGUUUUAUGAUAAGUCUUUAUAAAAGGGCCUGCCCCAAACUUUUUUCCUUUUUUUUUUUUUUUUGGUCAACACUGAAGAGGAAGAGCUUAUGAAUUCUAAAAGAAAGGAAAAGAAGUGAGUAAUUAAAACAAAAACGAGUAUUUAAAUACCAUUUCCUUACAGACAAACCUCUCUAGUUUGUGCUGGCCUCACACUAACAGAGUAAGCAUGCACCGCCCUGGUCUAGGGUGUGUCCACUGUAGGUGCUCCUGGGCUCCUGUCACCUCGGCCAGCUUCUGUGCCAGGGAAGGUAGCGAGGCAGGCAGGCUGGCUCUGGAACAGGGGCCAGGAGUGAACCACAGACUGCCAUGGCCCACUGUGUCACUGCCCUCAGCCACACACCCAACCAUUUGUCGCCUUAACUAGACUGAACAGAGAUGAUCUUUUAGGGGCCCUUGGCCUUGCGAUCAAUCUGUUCUGUCAUCAGGGAUUAUCUCCUGUAUCAUUUUUCAUAAAACAAAACCAAAAUCACUGCCAGAAAGUCUACUUAAAAUUCUGUCUUUAAAAACUAAUUUCAUUGCUCUAGGGAAAUGAGUGAACUCCAGGAAACUAGGCCAGGAGGAUCUGCAGUGUAGCCUGGGUAUCCCAGAUGCUGGCUUUCCAGGUGUUGCUGCAUGUGCCUAGGGGUUCGGCUUUUAGUCCUUGGAGCCUUGGGUGCCUCAUCUGUCGUGUUAGAAGGAUGAAGCAAACCUUUGCUUUCCAGAGUGGAAGCCCUGUGGCUUAUUUUAGAAACCAGGAGAAAGCUGAAGGCUGUCUGAGACCUGGGGGAGAGCAUGUGGUAGCACACUCUGUGCUCUGUCACCUCCUCCUACCCAGUCUGACUCUUCAGGAUUAUGGGCUCUGAUCCAGGCAGCUGCUGUGCAUGGCCUUCCUCUGGCUGGGCACCACACCAGCCCCUGAAAAUUAGUCAGCUUACCCUCUUGCCAUCUCCCAGGCCACAUCCAGCCCAUGCCUGUGUGUUCACUGUGCCCCAAAGUGCAAUUACCCACACCCCUUCUCAGCCUGGAGACACCAGGCAGGCUGCUUACUCAGGGUUGCUGGAUCCAGGUCAUCCCUGACUCUGCCCCUUCAAAAUAGCCUAAGGGAGGCCCUGUGUCUGCCACCUUCUAACAGCAGGUGAUGGAUGAUGUGAAGAUGGGUAGAUUUUUUAGUGGGAAUCCUUUCCUCCUGGAUGGAACCCCUUAUGCUGAACUUGAAAAGUAUUGAGAUUUCCCAUAGAGAGGUAAGUGUGCUUUAGUAGUAAUAGCCCCUGGGCAUCAUACCCUUUGCAGCUGGCAUCCCCUAUGGCAAAGGUGCUUUUGUACCCAUUUUGUGUUGCUCCAAUGCCCAACCAGAUUUUUAUGAAGCCCUCUCACCAUCUCAUCACCUCCCACCAAGUUCCUAAAACUUCUCUCCCUGUGGAGAUCUGUCCCAGGUCUUUACUUAUUUCCUCUCCUGGAAAGACACACAGAUGCUCUCUUGCCUUUCUCUUUUCUUGCAGAUCCUAGUUGAGCACCUUUGACCCCAUUCUUUGUCCCCUGUCAAAUAUUUUUCCCCCAGGGACUUAACUCUGAGGCAUGAAGCCCUUGCAAGAUUGUGCUAUGCUGCCCUCUAGUGGGCACAGUGGAUCUGCCAGGUGUUCCCACUUGCCCUCUAAAUACUUUUGGAGGUUAAUCCCGUUUCCUUUCAUUUUACACUUCAGUGGGAGGAUGGCAUUUGGCUCAACCAUAUAGAAAUGUGGGAUGAGCUUGGUACUUGUGGGCCAGGCAGUGGAGAGAUGGCAGCAGCCCUCGGGGGUGUCACCAGCCAGCUCUCUCUGACUUUACCUUUAUAUUCCCAAGAAGUUACAGUGUAACACAAGGGCUUCUGACUUCUUUGGCUGCCAGCAGUAAUUUGUUUUUUGUACCCAAUUUAAGAAUUUCCUGAAAAUUCUAUAAAAGGUCUCUUCUUACUCUCAGAUUCUAACAUGUAUCUGCACCGCCCCCCCUCCCCUUCCCGCUUUCUUUGUUUCAGUUGACUUUUUUCAAUCUUAUGGGCCUAGUUUUUAAACUUUGGGUGUGCCCUCUCUGGCUAUAGCUAGAAAGGCUACAGGCAGCUGGGGCAGUUCCCAAGCCUCAGGUAAUGCCUGAACAGGUUGAAGCUGCUUCUGUUGCCUGGUAGUCAGCUGCAGGGCUGGAGGAGGACUGGGAACAGCAGGAUAAAGGUGUUCACAAUGCUAUGGAUUUGGCCUAAUGCAAAUGUACUUUUGAAAUAUUUACCUUUUUGGACAUGAUUUGAUAUAUGCAGCUUCCAUCUCUAGCCCAGGAAAGACCUAAAUAACUCAUUACCUAUUUAGAUGUAAUGUUUCUAGAAAGUUGAUUGUUAAUAAAAACCAAAUUUACACUGGCAUGUGUGGUGUCAUUUCUAAAAGACACUUAGGGAAUUUCUAGUUAUCUAGAUGCCUAGUUUUGUAUCCUUUUGUGUGUGUUCAUUGUUUCUAAGUAUCAUCACUUGAAUAAUAUUCUGUACAGGGGCUCAUUUGUGCUAUACAUAGGGUA